AUGAAACAGAAAUCAGAAAUUGAUUGUGUUGUUGAAUCUAGAAACAGUUCUCAAGAAUUUAUUAAAGAAUAUAUCAGAAGCCGCACUUUAGCUUUGAAAAGAACAGAAAACAUUACAAAGUAUUGUCGUCAUCAUCAUAAAGAGACUGAUAGGGAGACAAAAAUAAUUUCUAGAUUUGAGACCUGCUAUUAUGUUCUACACUUGGAACGCUCGCGUUUUGGUUCCGUCUUAAAGUUCACACUUGACCCGCGUAAAGUUUUUCAAUCUUCAGGAAGCAAUAAUCUAUCAUUUGACUUAGAAGUGGUCUGCAAAAUGGCUUAUCUUAAGCCCUUCUUUAAAAAAACAGCUUAG
This is a messenger RNA of Clunio marinus, 351 nucleotides long. The record is from the annotation of a GenBank genome assembly. NCBI's taxonomy places the organism in Eukaryota, Metazoa, Arthropoda, Insecta, Diptera, Chironomidae.